Messenger RNA from Macroventuria anomochaeta, 422 nucleotides. RefSeq lists its product as uncharacterized. The record is from RefSeq and is a predicted model, not a curated record. The transcript has a single exon. Lineage: Eukaryota; Fungi; Ascomycota; Dothideomycetes; Pleosporales; Didymellaceae. The coding region runs from base 121 to 354 and encodes 77 amino acids.
CACGACUGCUAAUUAUCUCUGUAGCUGCUCCUGCUGUAGUUGCUUUUUCGUUGCUGCUCCUUUAUUGUCGUUGCUCCUUCUUGCUACCCUCGCACCUUCUCCUUCCUUCACUACUACGCGAUGGUUUCUUCCUUGGCACUAAUCAACUGCAUCUUCUGUUCUUUGGCGCACGUGGCUCUCAAGCAACAGAUUUUCCCAAUCCUCCGCAGCAAAUCUGGUGUAAGUAUGCUUGCUUCAUCGCUCCGCUCCUCCGCUUCGCAAUUAAGUGACGAGAAUGGGCUUGGGAAGACUUUCGGUGGCUCAGCAUAUCGCUCCAUCUACCGAGAGCCCUGGGGUCUGCUGAUACUGGACUGAACGAGAACAAAAAGCGCAAUGCUGGCGUGAGAGGGAAGCGCGAGCCUGCAGAGGCCGGCCCCCUAGCC